AUGGAGAAUGUUCCAGUAACAACAGAGAAUGCUGAAGAGAUAGCGAGACACAUGCUGAUCCUGACCAGUCAAACGCUGAGCCUGUCACCGAGAGACCUGGAGAUUGUAGUUGCCAAGAUGUCAGCCAUUGUGGAAAUGGCUACCAUCUACCUGCCCUUGGCCAAGGAUGUGGUUGGAAUUAUCGACAACAUCUUGAACAAAACCAAUGACCUGACUGGAUUCUCUGUGAGGAUUUUAGAGAUAAUGGAAACAGUGGGAAAUAACCUGGAGUUCCUGGGCAGUGAAGUGAACAUCACCACGGAUACCGUCUCUAUGGCUGUCGUCAACAUCGACUUCAUCCACUUCUGGGGCAUCGCCUUUGGAGUGCUGUCCUAUAUCGAUGGGUUUAUCCAACAGGUGAUGGGCAGAGAGUGGAUCUAUAGGAAUGACACAUCCCUGGAAAAUCCUGUGGCUUUCAUUGAAUUACCUCCAGUUUUAAGCAAAUGGUCAGCAGGGAAACAGGCUCUGAAAUCUCGGAUAUUAUUCCAGUUUUAUGGAGAAACGUCUCUCUUUGAGGACAGGGCCCUGACUCAGCGGAAACUGAACAGCUAUGUGGUCUCCAGCAGUAUCGAAGACAGGAACGUGAAAAACCUCAGUGAACCUGUUAAAGUGACCUUGCAGCAUCUAACACCAAAACAGGUGAAAUCCAACUCUGCCAAUCGGCCAGAUACCUCAUCGGCAAUUCUGGUUUGGAACGGACAGGUUUGGAACGGACAGGUUUGGAAUGGAUUGGUUUGGAACGGACAGGUUUGGAACGGACAGAUUUGGAGCGGACUGGUUUGGAACGGACAGGUUUGGAACGGACUGGUUUGGAACGGACAGGUUUGGAACGGACAGGUUUGGAUGGGAAAGGUUUGGAACGGACAGGUUUGGAACGGACAGGUUUGGAACGGACAGGUUUGGAACGGACAGGUUUGGAAUGGACAGGUUUGGACGGGAAAGGUUUGGAACGGACAGGUUUGGAACGGACUGGUUUGGAACGGACAGGUUUGGAACGGACAGGUUUGGAACGGACAGGUUUGGAACGGACUGGUUUGGAACGGACUGGUUUGGAAUGGACUGGUUUGGAACGGACAGGUUUGGAACGGACUGGUUUGGAACGGACAGGUUUGGAACGGACAGGUUUGGAACGGACAGGUUUGGAACGGACUGGUUUGGAAUGGACUGGUUUGGAACGGACAGGUUUGGAACGGACUGGUUUGGAACGGACAGGUUUGGAACGGACAGGUUUGGAACGGACAGGUUUGGAAUGGACAGGUUUGGACGGGAAAGGUUUGGAAUGGACAGGUUUGGAACGGACUGGUUUGGAACGGACAGGUUUGGAACGGACAGGUUUGGAACGGACAGGUUUGGAACGGACUGGUUUGGAACGGACAGGUUUGGAACGGACAGGUUUGGAACGGACAGGUUUGGAACGGACUGGUUUGGAAUGGACAGGUUUGGACGGGAAAGGUUUGGAACGGACAGGUUUGGAACGGACUGGUUUGGAAUGGACAGGUUUGGACGGGAAAGGUUUGGAACGGACAGGUUUGGAACGGACUGGUUUGGAACGGACAGGUUUGGAACGGACAGGUUUGGAACGGACUGGUUUGGAACGGACUGGUUUGGAAUGGACAGGUUUGGACGGGAAAGGUUUGGAACGGACAGGUUUGGAACGGACUGGUUUGGAACGGACAGGUUUGGAACGGACAGGUUUGGAACGGACAGGUUUGGAACGGACAGGUUUGGACGGGAAAGGUUUGGAACGGACAGGUUUGGAACGGACUGGUUUGGAACGGACAGGUUUGGAACGGACAGGUUUGGAACGGACAGGUUUGGAACGGACUGGUUUGGAACGGACUGGUUUGGAACGGACUGGUUUGGAACGGACUGGUUUGGAACGGACAGGUUUGGAACGGACAGGUUUGGAACGGACAGGUUUGGAACGGACUGGUUUGGAACGGACUGAUUUGGAAUGGACUGGUUUGGAACGGACAGGUUUGGAACAGACAGGUUUGGAACGGACUGGUUUGGAACGGACAGGUUUGGAACGGACUGGUUUGGAAUGGACUGGUUUGGAACGGACAGGUUUGGAAUGGACAGGACGGUGAACAGGUUAGCUGCGUCUUCUGGGACUUUAAGCAAAACCAUGGAGCUGGUGGCUGGAGUUCCUCUGGUUGUGAAGUUGUCAUCAGUAACUCUGAAUACACCACGUGUUACUGUAACCACCUCACACACUUUGGUGUUUUAUUGAACAUCUCCAGGAAACUCAUGGAUCCGGUUCACCUCUGGAUUCUCACCAUCAUCAGUUACAUCGGAUGUGGAAUCUCCUCCUUAUUCUUGGGGGUGAUCUUACUGACCUACCUCGCAUUUGAGAAUGUGCGACGUGACUAUCCCUCGAAGAUUCUGCUGAACCUGUGCAUGUCCUUGUUCAUGCUGAACAUUACCUUCCUGACCAACUCGUGGGUGGCCUCAUUUGGAAUCUCAGGGCUCUGUAUCACUGUGGCUGCCUUGCUGCACUACUUCGUGCUGAGUUCUUUCACUUGGAUGGGUAUCGAGGCAGUACACAUGUACUUUGCACUGGUGAAAGUUUUCAAUAUCUACAUCCACCAUUUCAUGCUGAAGUUCUGCGUGAUUGGAUGGGGAAUCCCAGCAGCUGUGGUGGGAAUACUGCUCUCCAUCGAUAUUAACCUUUAUGGCUACGAAACAAAGUUGAAAACUGUCAAUCCAGCAGAGCUCUGCUGGUUCAGAAAUGACAUUGCUUUCUACCUGUCAGUGGUGGUUUAUUUCGGGCUGGUGUUCCUCAUUAACCUGGCCAUGUUUAUCGUGGUGCUACAUCAGGUCCGGGUGAUGAGGGUGCAGAGACCCGGUAACAGAACAACACACCGCAGUCUGCAUCACCUGAAGGGCUCUGUCAGCCUGACCGUCCUACUUGGGCUCACCUGGGGAUUUGCGUUCUUCGCCUGGGGACCCGCACAAGAGACCUUCAUGUACUUCUUCACUAUCUUCAACACUCUCCAAGGAUUCUUCAUCUUUGUGUUUCACUGUUUACUGAAGGAUAAUGUCUGUAACCAGUGGAGGAUGCACUUCUGCUGCGGCAGGUUUCAACUCAGCGAGUAUUCUGAGUGGAGCAGGACUGCCACAAAUGGAAACCUGAAGGAUGUAAUGAAAAGCUUCAACACUCAUUCCAAAAAAUCCUACAACUCAAAUUCAACAACAACAUCUUCAAAUGGAUCACGAAAGAAUUUAAUUCUUUCUCCAAACUUUGGGAACGAUCCUGACUACAGCAAUGACCACACCUGGCCCUCUGCCCUAGGUAACUGGAUGACCAGCUGGGAUAUUGAACUGAUAAAUGAACCUCAGAAACCAGAGAACACGCUGAACCUGCCCAGUUACAUUCCAGCGCAGCGCCUGGAGCUGAUUGGCUGGUGGCCAGGAACUGGUUAA
This is a messenger RNA of Hemiscyllium ocellatum (epaulette shark), 3465 nucleotides long. RefSeq names its product adhesion G protein-coupled receptor G4a (gene adgrg4a). Gene Ontology annotation, cellular component: membrane. Gene Ontology annotation, biological process: cell surface receptor signaling pathway; adenylate cyclase-activating G protein-coupled receptor signaling pathway. The record is from RefSeq and is a predicted model, not a curated record. Gene Ontology annotation, molecular function: G protein-coupled receptor activity. The transcript has 17 exons. Lineage: Eukaryota; Metazoa; Chordata; Chondrichthyes; Orectolobiformes; Hemiscylliidae. The coding region runs from base 1 to 3465 and encodes 1154 amino acids.